AUGUUAAUCUUCCCGCGUGAGGGUGAUCAGCGUUCUCGUUCACGAAGCCAACCGAGUUGCUCAUGGGAAGGAGCAUGUGAGGGAGAAGGACCAAACUUCGUCUCUUUGAACGGAGCCCUGGUUUCCUUUUUGAUACUAUGUAACACCUCCUCAUCAACAGACGUUUCCCGAAUAACCAUUCAUUUCAUGAAAAACCUGCGCUUGUUAGCAGCUGAAUCACUCUCUCCUCUCGUAGUGGGCCUUUUCUCAUCCUUAUCGUACGGGACUAGAGCAAGCUGGCUAAGCCGCAUCUUCUGCUUUCUUUGCAUUUUGCAUUUGUCUUUCAAAAACCCGUUCUUGCUGUUCUUUCAUCAGCAAAUGUGGCAAACUACUGGUGGUCUUUUCUUCAACUAUAAGAUCUCUGCUCAAGUCUUUAGAAAGCAAGAGUCCUGCUGUUGGAGUAAAGGCAUGCCUUUAGUUAAGGUAGCGAGUUACUUUCCGGUGAGAUGGUCGUUAUAUUUAGAUAAAGUAAAGGCGCCCGAUUGGAGCUCAUUGGUUCAGCAGGAAGAGGAGGAAAGGAUAAUUUACUACGAGAGUGCAGGGAUUUGCUCCUCAAUAGGUAUCGGGGUACGGAUAGAGUACAUUGAAACAUAUUGCUUGGUCGCUUUAAGAAUGGCUUUAUACGACGUUAGUGAGAGCAGAGUCCAAAGCAAAACCAAUUAA
Molecule: messenger RNA, 702 nt
Organism: Vicia faba (fava bean)
Lineage: Eukaryota; Viridiplantae; Streptophyta; Magnoliopsida; Fabales; Fabaceae
Source: the annotation of a GenBank genome assembly